Messenger RNA from Silurus meridionalis, 4499 nucleotides. It is a transcript of the gene slc12a3, whose product is annotated as solute carrier family 12 member 3. Lineage: Eukaryota; Metazoa; Chordata; Actinopteri; Siluriformes; Siluridae. Gene Ontology annotation, cellular component: membrane. The coding region runs from base 246 to 3395 and encodes 1049 amino acids. Gene Ontology annotation, biological process: potassium ion import across plasma membrane; chloride ion homeostasis; cell volume homeostasis. The transcript has 25 exons. The record is from RefSeq and is a predicted model, not a curated record. Gene Ontology annotation, molecular function: sodium:potassium:chloride symporter activity.
CUUCAGUGCUUCUGGGAAGGUUAUCCUGCUUUAGAUCUCAAUCACUGUGUUGUGAUCAUGUUAACAAGCUUAAGUACAUGCCAAUGUCCCUGGGGCAGCUCUUUAAGAACUACUGACCAUUACAGAAAAAAAUGCCAAAUGGCCCUAUGUUUGUAUUGUCCAAGAGCAAAACCAAGAGCAUUUCCGGUUUGGGUACAAUAUAACCCACGCUCUAGACCCCUGCUCACACUGGCUUCCACACACUCAUGGAGGGCACACUACACAAUAGUGAGGUGAUUAACCUCACUUCAUUCCGAAGCCAAUACUCUGUCCCUUCAACACUUAACGGUGGAGACAGCCAUCGGUACACCAUCGAUGAAAACGGUGGUUAUGACUUAAAUGGGGUGACUUCACGUGGUUCAGUUGUGAUGUCUGGAUAUGAUACGCUAGAUUCUCCACCUAGUUAUGACUUUUAUGCUAAUACAGAAGUUUUUGGGAGAACAAAAAAAUUAAGACCUUCGCUCUUUCAUCUUCAUUCCAACCAUGAGGAUGAUAGUUCCCCACCUCCUCUGUACGAGGAGACAAGUGGGAACAAAGAAAGCCCUGAUGAAGAGCCAGCGGAACCUCCUCCAGAGCCCGCUCGCUUUGGAUGGGUUCAAGGAGUUAUGAUUCGUUGUAUGCUCAACAUCUGGGGGGUUAUUCUGUACCUCAGGCUUCCAUGGAUUACAUCUCAAGCUGGAAUUGGUUUGACUUGGAUUAUUAUCCUGCUUUCCUCCUGCAUUACUGGGAUCACUGGCCUCUCUACGUCUGCCAUCGCUACCAACGGCAAAGUCAAAGGAGGUGGCACAUAUUUCCUGAUCUCACGCAGUUUGGGUCCAGAGCUCGGAGGAUCCAUUGGACUGAUCUUUGCUUUUGCUAAUGCAGUGGCUGUAGCUAUGCACACUGUAGGUUUUGCUGAGACUGUGCAAGCACUAAUGCAGGAGAGUGGUACAAGCAUGGUAGACCCCCUUAAUGACAUCCGCAUCAUUGGUGUAAUCACUGUCACUUGUCUGCUAGCAAUUUCCUUAGCUGGGAUGGAGUGGGAGUCCAAGGCCCAGGUUUUGUUCUUCUUCGUUAUUAUGGUUUCCUUUGCAAAUUACAUUGCUGGUACCAUAAUGCCUGCAACUCCUCAGAAGCAAGCGAAAGGCUUCUUCAGCUACAGAGGUCAGAAUAUGGAUCAUAUGCAUCCUCUCAGGAGAUUACAUACAGUAUGUACGUUUAUGUGUCUCACAGUGUGCUUUUCUUUGUGCCUACCAGCGGAAAUUUUUGCAGAAAACUUUGUGCCCAGCUGGCGUGGGCCAGGAGGCAGCUUCUUUGGCAUGUUCUCCAUCUUUUUUCCUUCUGCCACAGGCAUUCUUGCAGGAGCCAAUAUCUCUGGAGACCUGAAGGACCCCAAUGUGGCUAUACCCCGUGGCACAAUGCUGGCCAUUUUCUGGACCACCAUGUCUUAUCUUAUCAUCUCUGCUACUAUUGGCUCAUGUGUAGUGCGCGAUGCUUCUGGUAAUCCUAAUGACACUCUUCUCAUCGCUGAUUUUGAUACUGCGGACUGCCUGGGGACUGCCUGUAAAUAUGGAUGGAACUUCAGCGACUGCAUUGCCAACAAGACCUGCACUUAUGGCCUUAGCAACAAUUACCAAACCAUGAGUAUGGUGUCUGGAGUUGCUCCCCUGAUUGCAGCUGGUAUCUUUGGAGCUACUUUAUCCUCAGCUCUGGCUUGCCUUGUUUCAGCCCCCAAAGUGUUUCAGUGUCUUUGCAAGGAUCAGUUGUAUCCAGGGAUUGGUUUCUUUGGAAAAGGCUAUGGAAAGAACGAUGAGCCAUACAGAAGCUACCUCUUAACAUAUAUCAUUGCUGUGUGCUUCAUCCUCAUUGCUGAACUGAACACUAUUGCUCCUAUCAUCUCCAACUUUUUCCUGUGCUCCUAUGCCCUCAUCAACUUCAGCUGUUUCCAUGCCUCCAUCACCAACUCUCCAGGUUGGCGUCCUUCAUUUCGGUUCUACAGUAAGUGGGCGUCCCUGGUGGGUGCUGUGGUGUCUGUGGUCAUCAUGUUCUUGCUCACUUGGUGGGCUGCUCUCAUUGCCAUCGGAAUAGUGGUCUUCCUAUUAGGAUAUGUGCUCUACAAGAAGCCUUCUGUGAACUGGGGUUCCUCAGUGCAAGCAGGCUCCUAUAACAUGGCACUUUCCUACUGUGUGGGUCUCAACCAUGUGGAUGACCACAUAAAGAAUUAUAGGCCACAGUGUCUGGUUCUUACAGGGCCUCCCAGUUUGCGGCCAGCUUUGGUGGACUUUGUAGGCACCUUCACCAAGAACCAGAGUCUGAUGAUGUGUGGGAAUGUCAUUAUAGGAGCCCAGACACCUGAAGCUUUGGAUGCUGCCAACAGCAGCAGUCAUGUGACAUGGCUCAACAAGCGAGGCAUUAAGUCUUUCUGUCAUGGAGUAGUUGCUGAUAACCUGCGCAGUGGUGUGCAGAUAUUACUGCAGGGUGCAGGUCUGGGGCGGAUUCGACCUAAUGUCCUAGUAAUGGGAUUUAAAAAGAACUGGCGCAAAUGUCCACCAACAAUUACUGAUCAAUACAUAGGCAUUUUACAUGAUUCCUUUGACCUGCAAUAUGGUGUAUGUGUUCUUCGGAUGAAAGAAGGUCUUGAUUUGUCUCAUCAGAUGCAAGCACAUGUAAACCAUGCAUUUGAGGCAGCCGCAGAACCAGGGCCUGAUACAAGACCUUCGAUCAACACACUGGACCCAGAAUCAAUGCUGGCUCUUCCUCAACCCACCACUGUCUUUCAGUCCAAACAGGAAAAGAAAACCAUUGAUGUGUAUUGGCUGUUUGAUGAUGGAGGUCUGACUCUACUGUUGCCCUACCUUCUUAAGCGCAAGAAGCGCUGGGGCAGAUGCAAAGUAAGAGUGUUUGUAGGAGGAGAAAUCCAGCAUGUUGAGGAACAGAAACAGGAGCUCACAGCUCUCAUCAGCAAGUUUCGCCUUGGCUUCCAUGAAAUCCAUGUUCUUCCCGACAUCAAUGAGAAACCCCAGCCUGAACAUGUUAAGAGGUUUGAGGACCUUCUGGCACCAUAUAGAGUACAUGCUAUUCAAAAGAAUGAAGAAGGAGGGGGACAGCCCACCAGUGACUGCCCAUGGACAGUAUCUGAUGAGGAGAUGGAGAAAAAUACAGCGAAGUCCUUCAGACAAAUCCGCCUUAAUGAAGUCCUUCAAGACUAUUCAAGGGAUGCAGCUUUAAUUAUUGUAACGAUGCCCAUAGGCCGGAGAGGAGCAUGUCCCAGUGCUCUUUACAUGGCUUGGCUGGAAACCUUAUCUCGUGAUCUACGACCUCCAGUGCUGCUUGUCAGAGGCAACCAGGAGAGUGUACUCACCUUCUAUUGCCAGUAAUCAAACACCAAAAAAGAUGAUCAGCUAUGCAGUGGAUGACUCCUUUGCUUUUUAAAUCAUAGAAUGAUGUAAAAUAAGACUUAGUAUGCACAUAGCACUUGCCUUGGUUUUAAUGGGGUUUUCUUAAACAUGUAUGUUAAUAUGUUUGUCAUUCUGUGACUGAUGUCUUUCUAAUGUCUUUCUAAACCAUAUUGUUUCAUUUACAUAUUAUUUGUGACAUUUAUUUUCCUUCACUGUAUUUAACUCAUAUAAUCCUGCUUUUUAAUGAUAAUCAGUUCAAACAGAUUGACUGUAACCUCUUUUCUAAGUCAUUUUACUAAUUUCAUUUACAUUUGUUUUAUUAAGUUUCCCUGAUGAAAAAUCCAGUAUAGUCUGACCACUUACCAGCAGCCAAAACAUUGGAUGAGCUGGUCAAACUGGUAGACCACGUUAGCCAAAAGACAAGAAAACAGUUAAUUUACCACUACUAAUGCCACAUCUUAGACAAGUUGCUUUAUUAGGUCAAUAGGUGCUAAUUGCUGUAAAUGGGGCAAAAAAAGUUUUUUAAAUUGACAAUAUUUUUCAUAAAUAAAAGUGCAGUAAUCGAUGCAAAUGAUAUGAUUUGAACACUCAAUUAGGUGGCACGGUGGUAUGGCACGGUGGUAUGGCAGGUAGCAGUGUGGCCUCACGGUUAUGGAGUACAGUUUGAUUGUGAUCUUAGCUUGAUAUCUGAAGCAUCUUGCCUGUAAGGGUUUCCUCACAGUUUCCUCCCACCUCCCAAAAGCAUUCCAGGUGGGAUUGUCUACUCUAAAAUUGCCCUUAGGUGUGACUGAAUGUGUGACUGUUUGUAUGCCAAGAUCAAUACAACAGAACCCCACCCAGUUUUGUUGAGAUAAGCUCCAAAUCCCCUAUGACAUCUCGCCCCCCCCCCAAUUUUGUUGAGAUAAACCCCAAAUCCCCUAUGACAUCGGGUUGGAUUAUUUGUUACUGAAACUGAUAAAACUGAACAGAUUGAACUGAUUGAGAUGAUCUAAGAAUGUAAUUAUUUAAGUAUAUAAGUACGUGUGUCUUGUUAAGUUGUAUUUAUUGUUGUUUGUAAUUAAAUAAACAGACAAUUAACACCCA